AUGGUGUUCUCGUCGCUUUCGUCGUCGCCGUCGCAGUCGCCGAAUGACGGUUUUCGCACGCCGUCGCCUGUGUCGCCUCAAAGGGCGCCGGUCGCCGUCGCGUCGUCGGCAGAGGGUGCCGUGCGAUCGUCAUCGCGGGCGGAGUCGCGCGGAAAAGACGGCGGCGGCAGCUCCCGCCUCUCGUGGCGCUCGCUGUCGCCCAUCCGCGGAUCGCGCUCGUCGACAAGGCCUCCGCUCAGCCAGCGCGCGGCGGACAAGCUGCGCGCGGAGCAGCGCCUCGCGGCGGUGCUUGCGCUCAUUCCGACGCGCCUCGCCGCGUCAGGGUCUCUCUCGCGCGGCUCGCUGCACAUGGCGCAAGGCGUGCGCGGGAGCACCCAAGACGCGGCGGUCCUAUGGGAGCGCUUCGGCGGUCGCCCGGACAGCGCGCUGUGCGCCGUGUUCGACGGGCACGGCCCGUUCGGCCGCGUCGUCUCCUCCUACGCCGCCGCCACCCUCCCGCCGCUCCUCCUCGAUUCCCACCUCCUCGCGCGCGCCGCCGCCGCCGACGCCGCCGCUGGCACUGCGGACGCCUCGGGCGGAAGCCCAGUGGGAGGAAGCGCGGGGGGGGCGGUGCCCGGCGCGGGGGAUAGGGCGGCGUGGCGCGCGAAGAUGCACGACGUGUUCGCCAGCGUGGAGCGCGACGUGCGCGUUCACCCGCACAUCAACCCGCUCAACAGCGGCAGCACCGCUGUGGUGGCCGUGGUGCAGAACCCUCGCUUCCUCCCUCCCUCUUGCUCUCUCACAUGCUUCCCCUCACUCUCCCCAUUCCUCUCCCCCUUCCUCUUCCCCUUCCUCUCCCCCUUCCUCUCCCCCUUCCUCUCCCCCUUCCUCUCCCCCUUCCUCUCCCCCUUCCUCUCCCCCUUUCUCUCCCCCUUCCUCUCCCCCUUCCUCUCCCCCUUCCUCUCCCCCUUCCUCUCCCCCUUCCUCUCCCCCUUCUUCUCCCCUCUCCUUCCCCCCUUCCCCCCACCUUCUCCCCCCCAGGGGCGGGAUCUGGUGGUGGCGUGGGUGGGGGACAGCCGCUGUGUCGUGGGCCUUGUCUCUCCCCCCACUCCCCUUGCUGGCGGAGCCAGCGCACACGGGGGGCGCGAGGGACAUGGGGUAGACAGCAAUGGGGGCGCUGGUGGCUACAGGGGUGGUGGUGGCGGUGAUGACGUGGAGGUGGAAGCGCUACAGCUCACCACCGACCACAAGCCCGCGCAUCCUGGUGAGUUUGGAGAUGUCUCAUCUCAGCACCCAAGUGCGGGUGCGCACCGCGCACCUGGUGAGUUUGGAUGCGCACUGCACACCUCUUGUGCCACCAGCUUGUAUCACGUACGUGAGUGCGCACCUGGUGGGUGCGGUGAUGUGCUGUGCUGGUGGUGGCGCUGGUCGCGGCGAUCUGGACUGGAGGUAGCAGCGUUGCAGUGUGGCAUGGCUGCGCUACAGCUCACCACAGACCACAAGCCCGCGCAUCGUGAGGAGCGGUUUCGGAUAGUGGUCGCGGGGGGCCGAGUGCACGCCAUCCCGGGGGAUCCCGAGGGGGUGGAGCGCGCAUGGCUGCCGCAUGAGGAGGCGCCCGGCAUCGCCAUGUCGCGCUGCCUCGGCUCUGCUCUCAUGCGCUCGCACGGGGUGACUGCUGACCCGGACGUGCGGUUUCUCAGACUCGGCCCGCAGCACCGCUUCAUGGUCCUGGCCACUGAUGGGGUGUGGGACGUGCUAUCUAACGAAGCCGUGGUGGCUAUAAUUGCCAGCUCGCCCUCUCCCCAGGAGGCAGCAGCAGCCGUGGUGCGAGCAGCGGAGCUGCAGUGGCACAUGCGCCCGCCCCCCCUCAGCACCGAUGACAUUACUGCUGUAGUUUACUUCUUCCAUCACCCCUCUGCUGCUGAGGGUGCUGCUGCUGCUGCUGCUGCUGGUACUGCUGCUGCUGCUGCUGCUGCUGCAGCUUCUGUUGCUGCUGCGUCACCAUCAGCAUUAGCCCCAAGAGCUUCCUCCCCCUCUCCUUCCACCUCCUCUGCCGCCGGUGUCCCUUCUCCCUUGCUCCCGCUCCACGCCACGUCCCUUUCCCGCCGAUUCGUUUCAGCUGCGGCGUCUGCUCCUGCCUCUUCCAGAGUAGCACCCCUCCAUGCCUCUCCCUCACCUGCUCCUGCUCCUGCUCCUGCUCCUGCUUCUGCCUUAGCUGCUGCUGCUUCGGCAGCGGUGCUUCCCUCCUCCCCCUCCCCAUGCCGACUGGAUCCCAUGGAGAGAAGCGUCACUUGCUAA
Closterium sp. Naga37s-1 is the source of this 2277-nucleotide messenger RNA. The record is from the annotation of a GenBank genome assembly. NCBI's taxonomy places the organism in Eukaryota, Viridiplantae, Streptophyta, Zygnematophyceae, Desmidiales, Closteriaceae.